AACGUUUAGCAGCGGCUGCUGUGAACAAGCCCCUCCUCUGCAGGUGGAUGUGACCACUGGAUAGAGGGUCCAGGCUAUCCGCACUUCAGGAUAACGUUAGAGGACAACGACAACAACACCAUGGGACUGCUGUCUGAUCCAAACAGAAGACGGGCUUUGAUCAACCUGCUGACCCGCCUCAAUGCUCCAAUCUGUGUGGUCUGCUACAUAGCGGGUGUGACCUGGUUCAUGGGCUUAGCGUUUGAGCCUUUCACCCUGCGGACAUACAUGUCGGAGAACGCCAUGGGCUCUACCAUGGUGGAGGAGCGCUUUCCUUCUGGAGAGCGGGCGGUGGCCACGGGCCGGGAGUUUGCUGCUCAUAAGAAGAAAGUGGGUGGGAUGCCAGUGGAGUGGCUGGUGAAGACCAUGCAGGCCCGAGGAAUGGAAGUGUACACUCAGAGGUUCUCUCGCACGCUACCAUUCCCCGAUGAAGACAAAGAGAGAUAUCUGGUGAAAGGCACAAAUGUAUAUGGGAUCCUUCGGGCUCCAAGAGCUCCACGGACCGAAGCCCUGGUGCUGAGUGCUCCCUGCACCCCGGGUGAUAACAACAACCAGGCCGUAGGACUGCUACUGGGCUUGGCUCAGUACUUCAGGAAUCAGGUUUAUUGGGCCAAAGACAUCAUCUUCCUUGUGAAUGAGCAUGAUCUGAUUGGAAUGCAGGCCUGGCUGGAGGGCUACCACCACACCAACACUACAGGUAUGGACUGGUCUCCCUUACAAGGCCGAGGUGGUUCAAUCCAGGCAGCCCUGACCCUGGAGCUCAGCAGUGAUGUUGUCACCAGUUUGGACCUAGUCCUGGAAGGCCUCAACGGUCAGCUGCCCAACCUGGAUUUAGCAAACCUCUUCUACGCCUUCUGUCAGAAGAUAGGGGUCCUGUGCACCAUCCAGGGCAAGCUGCAGAGGAACGACUGGGACAGUGUGUCCGGCUACAGCCAUGCAGUCCAGACCAUGAUGCUGAUGGUGAUGAAGCAGGCCAGUGGGCGGCCCUGGGGAGACCACGGCCUGUUUCUGCGUUACCACAUCGAGGCUGCCACCAUCAAGGGCAUCAACAGUUUCCGCCAGUACAAGACUGACACCACCACCAUCGGCAGGCUGCUGGAAGGAAUGUAUCGUAAGCUGAAUAACCUCCUGGAGCGCCUACACCAGUCCUACUUCUUCUACCUCAUGCCGUCACUCUCUCACUUUGUCUCUAUUGGAUACUACAUGCCAGCCUUCGGCCUGCUUGCAGUUAUCCUCCUGCUUCGUGCCUUAGACCUGUGGGUUCAACUUGCAGCUCCACCACCAAGAACGGAGGACGGAGUCGCUGACGUCGAGCAGCAGUCCAGUCCAGGACCGCUGUCAGUGUUGACCCCUCUGGUGAUCAGCCACCUGACUGGAGUCGCUCUGUACAUGCUGCCGAUUCAGUUUCAGGAGAUGGCUGUCGCGCAGUUCCCAGUGUCAGAGACUGAGGCCGUGGUCCUGACGGCGAUUGCUGUUUACACAUCAGGCCUGGCUUUGCCUCAUAACACAAACAGACUGCUGUCGGGCGAGGGCACCGAGCAGGGCUGGAGAGUGCUCAAACUGGUGGCGCUGCUGUACCUGGCUGUGCUGCUGGGCUGCACCGCCCUCAUCAACUUCUCCUUGGGCUUCAUCUUGGCUCUCACCCUGGUGCCUGCAGCUGCCUUUGUCACACCCCACGUGCCCAAGUUCCUCUCAGCUUUCAUCCUGGUCGUCCUCAGCCCGGCCUUCACGCUCCUCUUUUCGGUCUUCUUCUUCCAAGAGCUGCAGGAAAUGCCUGUCAGCUUCCUAGACGGUUGGUUGUUGUACCUGUCGGUCAUUUCGCAGGGCAUCCUGGAUCACUUCCUGUACGGAUCUCUGGUCUACCCGCUCAUAGCCCUGCUGGUGUACCCGUGCUGGCUGCUUUUCUGGAACAUCCUCUUCUGGAAGUAGCCCACAGAGGGGCUUUCAUGCAUCUGACCGCCCUCUGAGGUGUCCUCAGGUUUGUUUUUAUGGAGAGAAUGUGAAGAAUUAACAGUUUAAUCCACUGGAGGGACUGGAACACAAGAGGAACAUCUACAGCUGCCUUGGAAAGAAUGCAAUGACUUGAUUUUAUUUUAUUUGGACAUUUUGUUGGUAUUAUAAUAUUUACUCCAGCUAUUUAAUUCAUCAACAUGGGCCACAUUCCUAUUCAUGUUAACAAAAUGAAUAGAAAUGUACUCAACAUCAGUCCUGCAGUUAAAUAAAUGCAUAAAGGAGAAGGGAAGGUCUUUUCUGAAGUAAUUAUAAGUGGUUGGGCUGCUUUAUGUACAAACUGUAUUUGUUAAAGAAUGUCUGUGUGUAUUUCUUUUUUGGGGGGGAGGUUUGUGGUACAUAAAAAAAAAACAAUACUGCACUGUUUUUUGUUUUAAAAUCAGACAAGACGGUAAUGAUGCACGAUGUUUUGACGCUAACGUCUCCACCGGUGGCAUAAAUGGAAGGAGCUGUAGAUGUCUGUGUAUCUGCAUCUUUUGAACAAGCCAUCACUACAUCUGAUAUUUUUAUACCUGUUUUGAUAACUUUUGUUUUGAACCAUGUU
Molecule: messenger RNA, 2593 nt
Organism: Stegastes partitus (bicolor damselfish)
Lineage: Eukaryota; Metazoa; Chordata; Actinopteri; Pomacentridae
Gene: gpaa1
Product: glycosylphosphatidylinositol anchor attachment 1
Exons: 13
Coding region: 121-1968 (615 amino acids)
Biological process (GO): attachment of GPI anchor to protein
Cellular component (GO): membrane; GPI-anchor transamidase complex
Source: RefSeq, a predicted model, not a curated record